This is a messenger RNA of Lingula anatina, 4445 nucleotides long. RefSeq names its product ATP-dependent DNA/RNA helicase DHX36. NCBI's taxonomy places the organism in Eukaryota, Metazoa, Brachiopoda, Lingulata, Lingulida, Lingulidae. Gene Ontology annotation, cellular component: nucleus; cytoplasm; intracellular anatomical structure. The record is from RefSeq and is a predicted model, not a curated record. Gene Ontology annotation, molecular function: ATP binding; G-quadruplex DNA binding; DNA helicase activity.
AAUGAUUGAUUUUUUUUUGUUUAAAUGAAUGCACUUAGAACUGGGCUAAGAAGAGUUUUUCGGUUUCCCGGAAGAGCAUCUGCCUGUUUCUCUGACACAUUAUUAGACAUGAGUGGCAAGGACUCUUGGCGAGGUGAAGGCUACCAUAGCCAUGACAACAGUAGCCAUGGAUACAGGGAGGAGGGCUCUUGGCGAGGAAGAAGAGGUGGCAGAGGUGGAGGAUAUAGAGGCCGUGGCAACAGAAACUAUAGUUCUGGAGGCUAUGGCAAUAGAAACAAAAAGUAUUAUAAGACAGAAGAUGGAGCCAUCUCUGGGAACAGGGAGGAUGCACAGCAUGGUCACCAUGACAACAGAGGUGGUUCUGAAUACUCGGGGAGAGGAGGAGGGAGGAGAGGAAGGGGAGGACCCCCAGCUGGACUUAGAGGCAGAGAAAUAGGAAUGUGGUUUGCCCAGAGGAGUAAAGCCAAAGCAAAAAACAGUAGGCAAGAAGUACAUCUAGAUGAGGGUCGUGAACGCCACAUCACAAACCUUCUCCACAGAAUACAGUCAAGAGACAAUAUACCCCCACAGCCAUCACGGUCCUACAGAGAUCCCACUGACAUUACUCGGGAAGCUGACCAGAUAGAGGAUCCCAUAGGUGGCGCCACUAGCAGAGACUACUUUGAUGAUCCAGACGCUGAGGAUAUUCAGAUGAAAGAUCUAGAGUCCACUUCUUGGCAUACAGACAUGACUGAGGAAGCAUCAAAUCUGUAUGGGUUGGACCAAGCUAGCUCGUCUCGCCCUGCUUCUGCUUCUGCCCCUGGUCCCAGUUCAGCUACCAGCACUGAACCCGGGGAUGAUGAUGCUGAUGAUGAUGAAGUGACAAAUUUAACUGAAGUCUUUAAGCAUCAUGAGGAAACAAAUGAAUUUGUUCUGGAAUACUUGCAGCAUAAGAAGAGGGGGGAUAUAUUUAGCGGUUCUGUUCAUGGAGCCCUUGCAUAUGAGAGGAAUGCAGCCAUGGAUUCUCAGUACAGAAAUGAACUGGCAAAGAAAGAACAAAGCACCAGAUAUAUUGAAAUGCAGAAGUUUCGGUCCCAGCUGCCAAGCUAUGGGAUGAGGAAGGAAAUAGUGGAUGUCAUAGAAAAAAACCAAGUUGUAGUAAUCAGUGGAGAGACAGGCUGUGGCAAAACAACUCAGGUGUCCCAGUUUCUCCUUGACCACUAUAUAGAAAACAACAAGGGGUCUCUCUGCAGGGUGGUGUGUACCCAGCCAAGGAGAAUAAGUGCCAUAUCAGUUGCGGAGCGUGUCGCCCAGGAGAGGGAUGAUCCGUGUGGCUCUCAAAGUGUGGGUUACAGCAUACGACUGGAUUCGAAACUUCCUCGCCCUCAGGGUUCCAUAUUAUUCUGUACCACUGGUAUUUUACUAAAGUACCUGGAGAGUGAUCCAUAUAUGUCAAAGACCAGCCAUGUAAUUUUGGACGAGAUCCAUGAGAGAGACUUGAUGUCAGAUUUCUUAAUGAUUAUACUUAAAGAUCUCAUUAAGAGAAGGAAAGACCUCAAAGUAGUUUUAAUGAGUGCCACAUUGAAUGCUGAACAGUUUUCAGAGUAUUUUGGCGGAUGCCCUAUGAUUCACAUACCAGGAUUCACAUACCCAGUGGAAGAGGUUUAUCUGGAGGAUGUCAUUGAAACAUUAAGGUAUUCCCCACCCGAGAACACUUCUAACAAACCACAGAGGAGAAUCUAUGGGAGGAGGAAAAGAGAGAUGUUGGCACAGAAAGAAGAAGAAGAGUGGCUGCUUAAUGAAUGGAUUGCCUCCAUACGUCACAAGUAUUCCCCUGAUACUCUACAGACCCUGAGAACAAUGGACUAUGACAAGAUAGACGUUAUGUUGAUAGAGCAGUUGAUCAAGUAUAUCAUCAAGACUAGUGAUGAUGGUGCCAUACUGGUGUUUUUGCCAGGGUGGGAAGACAUCAAGAAACUCAAUGAAGUUCUCACUGCAAACUUUAUGUUUAAAACAGAUUCAUUCAGAAUUAUACCUCUCCACUCUAUGAUGCCUACAGUGAACCAGCGGCAGGUGUUUGAGCGCCCGCCCCCUGGUGUCAGAAAGAUCAUUAUCGCCACAAAUAUUGCUGAAACAAGCAUCACGAUAGAUGAUGUUGUUUUUGUGAUAGACGCUGGGAAAAUCAAGCUGAGUAACUUCGAUGCUCAAUCCAAUGUGGCAACUCUGUUACCAGAGUGGGUCAGCAAGGCUAAUGCGAGACAGCGAAGGGGGCGAGCUGGCAGGGUUCAGCCAGGCAAGUGUUUUCACUUGUUUACAACUUACCAAGAAAGGCAACUCAAAGACUAUCAACUCCCUGAGAUGUUGAGAACUAGACUGGAAGAGUUGUGCUUACAAAUUAAGCUGUUAAAACUGGGUAAAAUAGAGCCCUUUGUGAGCAAAGCCAUGCAGACUCCGUCCAUGGAGGCCCUCAACAAGGCAGUUAUAAACCUCACUGACAUGAAUGCCCUGGACCACAACGAGGAUCUGACCCCCCUGGGGUUUCAUCUUGCCAAACUCCCCGUGGACCCCCAUAUUGGAAAGAUGAUCCUGUUUGGAGCCAUGUUCUGCUGUCUGGAUCCUAUCCUGACUGUGGCAGCCAGUCUCAGCUUUAAGGAUCCAUUUGUAGUCCCAUUGGGCAAAGAACAGCAAGCAGACGCCAAAAAGCGUGAGCUAUCCCAGGGUUCUCAGAGUGACCACCUGAUGCUGGUUUAUGCUUUUCGUAACUGGGAGCGCAUGUUAGACAGAGGAGGCACGAGCAGCGCACAGAAGUAUUGUUGGGAUAAUUUCAUGUCUCCCUCAACACUUAGGAUGAUUCAGUCUAUGAAAGGACAGUUUGCUCAGCUUCUCUAUGAUGUGAAGUUUGUUGGAUCUGCCGACCCCAAACAACCCGCUGCCAAUUUAAAUUCUUAUAAUACCAAUUUGCUGAAAGCUGUGAUAUGUGCAGGUCUCUAUCCAAAUGUCGGCAGAGUCAAGCAGUUGAAAAUGGGUCCAAAGGUGAACACAAAGACAGAGAGAUGCAGUAUUCACCCAAAGUCUGUAAAUUGCAAAGAGAGACAGUGCCAGUCACAGUGGAUGGUGUAUCAUCUGAAGAUGAGGUCCACAAAUGUUUUUCUCUAUGACAGCACAGUGGUAUCUCCAUACCCAUUGCUUUUCUUUGGAGGGGACAUUGGCGUCAAAAAGGAUGAAGAUAUGGACUGUGUGACUGUAGAUGAUUGGAUCAUUUUUAAAUCUUCGGCCAAAACAGCAAAUCUAGUCAAGGAUCUUCGACGUGAACUCGACAAACUUUUGGAAGAGAAGAUCACAAGACCAGGCCUUACCCAAUGGGAUGGGAACACUAAAGAAGGGGCGAUAAUGCAAGCCAUCACCGAUCUAUUAACUAAAGAAUAGGGCAAGAUAACGCAGAAAAGUCCAUUAAUCAGUUGACUUUAACAAGCCUGCAAAUGUCUGAUCACCUUUCUGUUUGAAGGGAUGGAUAAACACACGUUCCUCUGCCACUUUUAUUUUUUUUUUCAUCAUUUUUUACCUUAGAAUUGUGAUUAUGCAUUGUGGUUAAACAUGUUUUGUCAUUUAAUGCAUAUAAACUAUUAGGUGAACUAAAAGCACUGAAGCAUAAGGAAAUAAAGUCUGAUGAAAUUGUAGUCUGAAUAAUUUUGCAUAUCAAUCUGAUAUAAAAUGUGUUUAACCAGGGAAUUAUAUCAUAGACUAUCGUGUGAAUCGUAUUUGAAGACAGAAGCAUCAGGUAUUAACAAAUUUAUUAACAAACUUGUGUCAUUUUAGCACCAUUUUACAUAUACAAUCUUAAUACAUUACUUUUUUCUAAAGGAUAUUUUUACAAAGCUGCCUUCUCCAUAUCCUCUAAAGUUACGUUAUAUGUUUUUAUAUUGCAACAUUGAUUCAUAUAUAAAUCAGCCUAUUGUUUAGAGUUCUAAAAUGGAAAAAUAAUGACGUUUUAUACCGCAUCCAUGUCAAAAUCGGAUCCAGGUAGACACAAAGUGGGUCGCGUGCCCCCCUCCCCUCCCCCUCAAAAAAAAAAAAAAAAAAAAAAAAAAAAAGAAGGAGCAUGGAAAUCGAAAUAUCGUAGUAGUCGGCCUCGAUUCUCUCGACAAAAAGUAUUUGACCUUAUGUCACAAACACCCCUCUCAUCAAAAUUCUGAACUCGUCUACUCAUGUACGUGGAAGAAAAGUUUAGUCUGCGUUCCGUGAAUAGUGAACGCGUUUAUGUCGUACAGGUCAAUAAAUUCCCGAAAUUCUGGACUUGAAAUAGGCAUAUAAUAAGUUUGACUUGAGCUAAAUAGGAUAUUCAAUCAACAGGUGAGUGUCCAUUUGAUAGCAUUGAUGCCCAUUUCCUCACUGGGAUGAAGAUGGGCAAUGGGUCACAUGAUUAUCCCCUAGUUCUGCAUCGCCGCGUUCGAGGGCCUAAGUGAUCU